Symbiodinium sp. CCMP2456 is the source of this 249-nucleotide messenger RNA. NCBI's taxonomy places the organism in Eukaryota, Dinophyceae, Suessiales, Symbiodiniaceae. The record is from the annotation of a GenBank genome assembly.
GUCUGGAGGUCUUGGUGGAUGCGGAGCGCCGCUCGGCACUGACGGCGCUCCAGGAGCUUGGGGCUUGCCCGAGGUCGCUUGGAGGUGGUGUCGAGUCUUCAGCCGCGAGCCUUGUCGUGCGCUGGGACGACGGCGAGGGGCCCGUGGCGGUGAACUUGGCUUCCAUCGUGUCCCUCGCUGCUCUUGGCGAGGAGCGAAGCCCCCAGGGCACCGCCCGCGUGCGUUUGCACCUGCCAGCUGUCCGCGAAG